UGUGUGUGUGUCUGAGCAGAAAGCUUUGAGAGAGCUGAGCUGCUGCUCACUCAGCAGCACCCUGCAGGCUGCCGGUCUGUUCAGCGCACGAUGCCUUCACCGAUCCCCGUGAGUCGCCUGCUGCCCAGAGACCUCUACCCCUCUCUGGACAUCGGGACCUGCAGCAGUCCGCUGACCAAAUAUCCUCACGGCGCCACGUUACAAGUCCCGGCACCACGGCCCAACGGCAGAACCGCCAGCCGGCUCUGGUCCUCUGUGAUCCACUGGAAGGAGCUGCGCUCCAUGCAGCCAGUGGGCUCCGGGGGCUUCGGCUCCGUCUACAAGGCGGAGUACCUCGGAGACACCGUCGCGCUGAAGAAAGUGAAGAAGUGCACAAAGAACAAGCUGGCGUCCCGCCAGAGCUUCUGGGCCGAGCUGAACGCGGCACACCUGCGCCACAGGAACAUCGUGCGCGUGAUCGCGGCCAGCACCUGCGUGCCCGCGGAGUGUGAGGACGACAGCAGCAUCGGGACGGUGCUGAUGGAGUUCGUGGGGAGCAGGAAUCUGCAGCAGGUCAUCUACGAGUGUGCCGAGCCGCUGGGAGAGGACCGCCGGCUCCGGUACUCCGCGGACAUCGUGCACGGCCUGCGGUUCCUGCACUCGCACGACGUGGUGCAUCUGGACAUCAAGCCGGCCAACGUGCUGCUGUCCGGCGACGACGUCUGUAAAAUCGCCGACUUCGGCUGCUCUCUGAAACUGGAGCGAGGCUGUGAGGUGAGAGCCACCAGCCCGCUGCUCAGUCACGUUGGGGGCACGUACACGCACAGACCCCCCGAGCUGCUGAAGGGCGAGGCGGUGUCGCCUAAAGCGGACAUCUUCUCCUUCGGGAUCACUGUGUGGCAGCUGCUGACCCGAGAGCAGCCGUACACCGGGGACCGGCAGCACGUGCUGUACGCGGUGGUGGCGCACAACCUGCGGCCGUGUGUGCGCAGCCAGCCGCUGUUCCGGUCGGAGAGGGGCCAGCUGUGGAGGACUCUGCUGAGCCGCUGCUGGAGCGGAGAGGCCCGCUGCAGACCCAGCGCCCAGGAGGUGCUGCUGUACCUGGAUCAGCUGCGCUCCCAGGUGUGACCCCUGUCAGCACUGACAGCUGGGGGUUUGGACCUGACAGGUUUUCGGAACAUUUUUAAAGGUGCUCUUACAAGACGAAGCCGGACUGCCAUGUUCUUAUCAUCCCAUUCGUGUUCGAAUCAGAACUUCACAGUUUAAGUGCCUUUAAUUCUGAACGACGUCACGCAGGCCUCGUGGUUGACGUCUCCAGCAGUCAGACACAGAGACAGUCGCGUGCACACUGAACAUGAGCUGUCCCAGCCAGCAUCCACACUUCGCUCAGCUUACUCUGACACUUCUGACUCUUUUAGCCAUUUUUCUUAAACUAUGGAACAACACGUUGUGAACCGAGUUUUAUUUGCCAUGAUGAGGUUGUAUUGAGAUUUCAGUGUGAUGGUUUUCAUUAAAAUUAUUUUUAUACAC
Acanthopagrus latus (yellowfin seabream) is the source of this 1509-nucleotide messenger RNA. RefSeq names its product v-mos Moloney murine sarcoma viral oncogene homolog (gene mos). The coding region runs from base 91 to 1107 and encodes 338 amino acids. The record is from RefSeq and is a predicted model, not a curated record. The transcript has a single exon. Gene Ontology annotation, biological process: signal transduction; negative regulation of metaphase/anaphase transition of meiotic cell cycle; positive regulation of MAPK cascade. Lineage: Eukaryota; Metazoa; Chordata; Actinopteri; Spariformes; Sparidae. Gene Ontology annotation, cellular component: cytoplasm. Gene Ontology annotation, molecular function: ATP binding; protein kinase activity.